AUGGCAUCGAUAGCCUCGUCUCUUCAAAAAGCCCACGCCCCUGCCAGAAGGGCCGUCACCCGCGCUCCUCUUCUCGCAAGAACCUUGGCCACGGUUCCCACCCCCGAAAACCCCGACCAGGCGCCCCAGCCGAGGCGAAAGACAUACUUCAAAGAUUCCGCGGUAGCCCCCUUCUCCGACUUUGUCGCCACCUCCUCCGCCGCCCAGCCCCUCCCGCCCGCCGAUGCCUACGCCCUGCGAACAGCCCAGGUCGGACCAGCCGGCAGGAAGAGGACCAUCACGCGACUCCCCGAAUGGCUCAAGACGCCCAUCCCGGCCGGGAACGAGAACCUCAAGAAGAUCAAGAGCGACCUGCGCGGCCUCGGCCUCCACACCGUCUGCGAAGAGGCGCGGUGCCCCAACAUCUCCGACUGCUGGGGCGGGUCCGAGAAGAGCGCCGCCACCGCGACCAUCAUGCUCAUGGGCGACACGUGCACGCGGGGGUGCCGCUUCUGCAGCGUCAAGACGAGCCGCAACCCUGCGCCCCUGGACCCCCAUGAGCCGGAAAACACGGCCGAGGCUCUGGCUCGAUGGGGCCUGGGCUAUGUCGUCUUGACGAGCGUCGACCGCGACGAUCUGCCCGACGGCGGCGCCAGGCAUUUCGCCGAGACCAUCCGCAAGAUCAAGCAGAAGAAGUCUUCGCUGCUGGUCGAGGCACUCACGGGCGACUUCAUGGGCGACCUCGACAUGGUCAGCAUCGUGGCCGACAGUGGGCUGGACGUUUACGCGCACAAUGUCGAGACCGUCGAGGCUCUCACUCCGUACGUUCGCGACCGGCGAGCUACUUUCCAGCAGAGUCUGAGAGUCUUGAAGCACGUCAAGGACGUUCGAGGCAAAGAGGGCAUCAUCACCAAGACCAGCAUCAUGCUUGGUUUGGGUGAGCAGGAGCACGAGGUGAUGGAUGCAUUGAGGCAACUACGAAACGCAGACGUCGACGUCGUUACAUUUGGUCAAUACAUGCGGCCCACCAAGCGCCAUCUCAAGGUCGACAAGUACAUCACCCCCAAGGAGUUUGACAUCUGGCGUGAGCGUGCUCUGGAUAUGGGCUUCCUAUACUGCGCGAGCGGCCCCCUCGUCCGGUCAUCUUACAAAGCCGGUGAGGCUUUCAUCGAGAACGUUCUCCGCAAGAGAGCUGGUGGGAAUGGCUCUUCCACCACGACGGAGAGCCUCGCCAAGGCAGUUGCCCUUGAUGCAAAGACCCCCUAG
Molecule: messenger RNA, 1245 nt
Organism: Ustilaginoidea virens
Lineage: Eukaryota; Fungi; Ascomycota; Sordariomycetes; Hypocreales; Clavicipitaceae
Exons: 2
Coding region: 1-1245 (414 amino acids)
Biological process (GO): lipoate biosynthetic process
Cellular component (GO): mitochondrion
Molecular function (GO): lipoate synthase activity; 4 iron, 4 sulfur cluster binding
Source: RefSeq, a predicted model, not a curated record